Molecule: messenger RNA, 791 nt
Organism: Leptonychotes weddellii (Weddell seal)
Lineage: Eukaryota; Metazoa; Chordata; Mammalia; Carnivora; Phocidae
Source: RefSeq, a predicted model, not a curated record
AUGGGAGCAGGGACAAGGCCAGUGGGUGCUGUUGGCAACAUGACGAUCAUUAGCAAGGCCUGCAGCUCACACUGUGUGGAGCAGAGUUACUCCAUGGGCAAGAAGAACAUCACAUGUUGCUCCACUGACCUGUGCAACGCCAACGGGGCCCACGCCCUGCAGCCAGCUGCUGUCACCCUUGCACUGCUCACCGCUUCCGGUGGCCUGCUGCUCUGGGGCCCCAGCAGGCUGUAGGAUCCGGGAGGACCCCACUGUGCCCCACACGGGCUGUCAGUGCCCAGGGGCCCCGGAGCACUCUUCGCACACACCUGACCCAGUUAAGGCCCCUCCUAGACCCUAACUCAGGUGGCCCAUGCCCCUCUGCCCUUUCCAGCCUUCCAUGGCUCCCUCCAGAAGCCCUGCCCAGCUCCUACUGCUCAGCAGGCUGGGUUCUAUUGAUGCGGCACUGUUCCAAGUCAAUAGAACCCAGCCUGCAUGCAGUCCAUCCAACCCCCAUGUUGCAGCCUACUCCUUAACCCUUGCUCGGGCAUCUCUUCCUCCAGGAAGCCUUCCCUGCCCCACCCCCUCCAUCAGCUGAGCCAUGUUCCACCCACGGUGUCCCCUGCAACCAGCAAGGAGCAGGCACUCAGGAGGGCCCCACAAAGGCUGAGUAGAAUUAGGGGCAGGGAGUGUGAGGUCCCACGGGCCCAGAGAUGAGGUGUGGAGAGGAGUCCAGAUCCCCAUGGCCAUGGGAGUCCUGGGGCAGGAAUCCCAGCACUCAGGAGGCCCUUAAUAAAGUCCCCCUGACCUGG